Molecule: messenger RNA, 1041 nt
Organism: Hansenula anomala
Lineage: Eukaryota; Fungi; Ascomycota; Saccharomycetes; Phaffomycetales; Wickerhamomycetaceae
Exons: 1
Coding region: 1-1041 (346 amino acids)
Biological process (GO): nuclear-transcribed mRNA catabolic process, nonsense-mediated decay; positive regulation of translation
Cellular component (GO): nucleolus; cytoplasm
Molecular function (GO): mRNA binding
Source: RefSeq, a predicted model, not a curated record
AUGAACGUUGCCGGUAGCAGAGCUCCUGCUGGGAGACCCAAGAUCCUUACACGUGAGGACUUCGCCAAACAACAACAAGCUAGUGCUGCACCAAAUUCUGGCUCAAAUAGUCCAAGUACUGGUCAAGUUAAAAGGAAAAACAGAAACAACAAGAGUAGAAAUAAGAAAAAGAGUAAUAGUAAAGGUAUCAAACUAUCAAUUCGAUUAUUACCUCCAAAUUUACAACAGGAUGAAUUCUGGAAUAAAGUUUCAGAUUUGGUUAAUCAAGACUCAAUUUUGGAGAAAUAUUUUGUCCAGGGGAAAUAUUCAAAUAAACCAUUCAAAUUACCAAUUUAUUCAAGAGCUUAUAUUCAAUUCAAAGAUUCCAAAAAACUAGAUGAAUUCGUCGCCAAGUAUAAAGAUGUUACGUUUGAAGAUGAUCGAGAAAGUAUGAUUCCUCAAUUUCAAUUGGCUUUACUUAAUAGAGUUCCAGAUUCUUCAAGACAAUAUCUUAAACCAAAGCAAAGUUUGGAAAAUAUGUUAUCAUACAAGACUUUUCUUAAAUUUCUCAAUGGAGAAAUUGAAAGACCUACAAGUUUUUUGAUAUCUGAAACUGUUGAGAAAAGGGAGAAGGACCUAAAAGAGAAGGAUUCAAAAGAGAAGGAGAAAUUGGAAAAGAAGAAAUUGGAGAAGAAGGAAAAGAAGAAGCAAGAAAAGAAGGAUAAAAAGAAGAAGGAUGAAGGUAUAAAGACUACUGAUGAAUCAAAUAAACCAAAAGUUGUUGAAGUGAAGCAAAAUGAAGGUGAUGUUGUGAAAAAGGAUAAACCAAAAAGACAAAGACAACGUAAACCAAAGCAACAGACAAGUGAAGGAGAUGAUAAGAAGGAGAACAAGCCAAAGGAGAAUAAACGGAAGGAGAAUAAGCCAAAGGAUCAAAAGCCAAAAGAACCAAAGGAAAAGUCAAAAGAGAAGCCAAAAGAUCAAAAACCAAAAGAUUCAAAACCAAAAGACCCAAAGCCAAAAGACCAACCAACUGCUUCAAAACCAAAACCAAAAUUUUAA